CACUCCACUCUCGGGUUAUACUACUUCCGGCAACAUUUUCAAGAUGGCAGCCUACAGAUCAUCGCAUGUGUUGAAGUUGUGCUCAUCCGUAUCACGUUUGCACCAGCCAUUACUCUCUCAUGCUAGGACUGCCAUUUACUCUACCAACUAUCAGGAACCAACAUUUAAGAAAAAAGACCUGGAAGAGCCUUUGCCAGACUCAGACCCUCGUAGAUUCCAGCCAAUCAAAGCAGCCUUUAUAGAGCAGACGUCUUCAGUAUACUAUGACGAGACAGUGCAGAAGUUCAUUCGUCAAAUGAUGAAGUCUGGAAACCGAGCACGUGUACAGCAGAUUAUGGAUAAUAUGCUGGAGAAUUUAAAAAGAAUUCAGGUUGAAAAAUACCACAAGACUGAAGAUUUACAAGAGAAAGAAAGUAUUGAAUGCAAUCCACUGACAAUCUUUCAUACUGCUGUUCAGAACUGUGAACCAAUUCUUAUCCUCACAAAGGUCCAGAGAGGCGGAGUCAUGUAUCAGGUUCCCAUUCCUUGUAAAGAUAGCUACAAGCGGUACAAGGCUAUGAGGUGGCUGAUAGACAGCUGUAGGGACAAGGAGAGGAAGAUGCCCAUGGAGCAAAAGCUUGCACGAGAGUUGCUGGAUGCCUACAGAGGGGAGGGCAGAAGUAUUCGCAAGAAACAAGACCUACAUCGCCAGUGUGAGGCCAACAAAGCCUAUUCUCAUUAUCGUUGGUGACCUUCACCUUGUAUCACAACCUAUGACCUUCAUGGUGUCACAGCUAUUCUUCACUCCUGUUGUGCUGCAGUUGUAGGAACAAUAUGUACCAUCUACAAGAGGUACGGAAUAGCAAGUGAAGGAUCAGAAAGUGUACACUGUCAGGCCAUGACUACUACAACAAGCAACAAGUGAAGGUUUAUGUGAGAAUGUAUGCACUAUUCGAGACAUGAGUGCUGACCACACGUAGCACCUUAUGAGUAUUCAAUGAAAUAUUACGCCAUGUGUUAUAAUAAAACACUCCGAUACACCAGUUAUAAUAAGACUUUUCUCUGUUUGCCAAGAUGUGAGAGUCAUGCAGAACUGAAAGAUGUGUUUGUUUUUGUUCUUUGUUAAAUCUUUAUUGGUUGAGUGAGUGCCUGUGGAUCACAAGGACUAUUCACAGCUUUCACCACUAGCCUCCACUUGAUCCUCUUAGUCAACACGGACAGUGGAGUAGCCUAGUGCUUAAAGCGUUUGCUCAUCAUACUGAAGAACCUGGAUACAAUGUGUGAAGCCCAUUUCCGGUGUACCCCAAGAUGUUGUUGCUGGAAUAUUGCCAAAAGUGGCUUAAAACCAUACUGGCUAUUCACUCUUACCCAACAACAAUGUACAGUUGUACUGGUAAUAUAUCCCAGGUAGACAUUUUGUAGGUCGUGUAAGCUCUUUGUGAAUGUACUGUUUCAGUCUUGAACAGAGAACAGAAGAAGUAGGUGUCUGCUGGCCGGGAUGUUCUCUGGUGGAUUCAAGUCUGUAGUACAAGAUAAAUACCAGAGAGAAUGUGGUCAAAAAGCUUGUCAGGCAUCUCAAACAGCCUUAGACAUAUUCUGUGCAUGAGUGAAAAUCUGAGUGAAAAUAUUUGCUCUGUCAGGAAACAUAGGGAAUGAUUUUGAAAAGAUUAGCUAAUAAUCUUCACUCUGUUUCAAGGUCAGUCUUGCCUAACACAUCAGCUUUUAUCUAAAUAUCAGACAUAUCCUAUACAAUCAUAUACAGUGUUUGGUCUGGAACUUACAUGAAAGAGUUUGUGAGGUAUGUCUGUGAAUGAUUAUAGAACCAGUUGUAUUUACACUAGAGGAGAUUUAGUCGUUUGGCAUGGGUGACUAUGAACGUUGUGUUUAUAUAGCUGUGUGGGUGUGUGUUAUCCAUUGUCAAAUAGUUUGAUGAAAAUGUUAAUUAAAAGAUAAAUAAGAUUCA
Messenger RNA from Haliotis rubra (blacklip abalone), 1942 nucleotides. RefSeq names its product 28S ribosomal protein S7, mitochondrial-like. Gene Ontology annotation, molecular function: rRNA binding; structural constituent of ribosome; mRNA binding. Gene Ontology annotation, cellular component: ribosome. The transcript has 6 exons. Gene Ontology annotation, biological process: translation; ribosomal small subunit assembly. The coding region runs from base 44 to 730 and encodes 228 amino acids. The record is from RefSeq and is a predicted model, not a curated record. Lineage: Eukaryota; Metazoa; Mollusca; Gastropoda; Lepetellida; Haliotidae.